CAGACAGCUGCCCCAGGAAACGUCGAACUGAACUCUCUAUCUGUCAAAAAUCUUUUCUUUUUCUUGUUCCAUAAGUUUUUCUCUCACUGUUCGAUCGAGGAGUUCUCUAUUCUCUUUGUACAUUUUGAAUUGCAAUGUGGUUCUCUUAGUGAGUCGAUUUGAAAAGAACCAGAUAGAGAGUUUUGCGGUUGUUUUGUGAUGGGAAGUUGGAGAAAUCGACCUAGAUUUUUCAAUCGACAAAGAGUUCCAAAGUCACCUCCUGAAUAUGACAAAGACCCUUAUUCUUCAGGGUCUAUUGAAGAUGGUACACCUUUGUGGGAAAAGAAAUUUUGCUUUUUGAUUGGUUCAGUACCCUGGCAGAAGGUUGUGCAUACCAAAAAGUUUAUGUAUAGCAAUAAUGUACUCAACUGGGAUGACUCAGCUGGCAAGGAGGCAUUUAAUAAUGCAAAAAAUCGUUUUUGGGCUGAGAUCAAUGGCUUCCCCUGCAACAUAUCUCUCCCGGACCCUGAUAUUUAUAUUGAUGAAAUAAAUUGGGAUCCUGACAUUGAUCCUGAACUGAUUAAGAACUUAGAAUCUGUUUUCUUUGAUCCUAAUGAUGAAGAAAACAAGAGAAGGUUUGAGCAUGGAAACAAGAAGUCAAGAAAUUUAACUGCUGUUGCUUCAAAAAGCUGUAAUGGAAAUUCUGAAAUCAUUGACAAUCCUUGGGAAAGUAACAACUGUGUGCAAGGUAGGGACAACUUGAAGGAUGAAGCACAGGACAGGAACCGAUGGGGUAACAGUAACAAUAAUUUGAAUACAUAUCAGGAUGGCAAUCCUUGGGAGAGAAGCUUUACGCAGAGUGAUGAAGAUGUGAACGCCGAAGUACAUGGCUGGAACCAGUGGGAAAAUAAAGACAAUAAUUCUAUGAAUUUAAAUUGUGAUUAUAAUCCCUGGGAACUCAACCUUAAUAAGUGUAAUGAAGCUGUAAAGAGCAAUGCGUGGGGAAAGUCUCGGGGCUGGGAUCAGUGGGUAAACCAUGUCGAUCAGUUUAGUAAUUGGGCUAACAAUGCCAGUUCCUGGAAGCCUAGUGAAAAAUGGGGUGACAUUGGGACUAAUUCUGGGUGUUGGAAUCCGCAGAAGUCCUGGAAGUUGAAUAGUGGUGACAAUCCUUCGGAUCACUACUUUGUUCAGAAUGGUGAGCCUCCUAAAGAUAGAGGAUGGCGAACUCGUGGAGGCAAUGCACGGAGUUGGAAACAACAAGACAAAUAUAGAAGUGCGCCAAAACAUUCAGAAUUUGGAAGAUGUGAUUGGGGUUGGGGAGCCCAGAAUGAGUGUCGUCAGAAGAGGGAAGGCUCUCAUCUAACUAGUUACAGGGGCUAUGGAUAUCAGCAAGACUAUAGGCAAACGGGUCAGUGCUGGAGGAGCAGAAAUGCUAACAAGAGGGUUUCACUUGGGUAGCUACUAGCCAGUGAUGUAUUGUAGUAGGCCUUCUGUUCACCGGCGAGCCACCCCAGCGGUUUAUAUAUGUGGUGAGGCCUGUUUAUUUGCGGCAUUGUGUGAAAACUUGUUUUGCACAAUGUUUAUGUAUUGUUUCUUUGCCUAUUAUUGAUUUGAGGUUAAUUAUGUGCUUCUUGUAUGCGAAUUAUUCUACACGGCCACAGCGGAUUGAAGAGGCGAUUUAAUGAAUAACAUGACAGGAUAAAAUGAGCUCAGCAGCUUAACUUUUUCUCA
Mangifera indica (mango) is the source of this 1710-nucleotide messenger RNA. RefSeq names its product bifunctional endo-1,4-beta-xylanase XylA-like. The coding region runs from base 199 to 1437 and encodes 412 amino acids. NCBI's taxonomy places the organism in Eukaryota, Viridiplantae, Streptophyta, Magnoliopsida, Sapindales, Anacardiaceae. The record is from RefSeq and is a predicted model, not a curated record. The transcript has 2 exons.